Messenger RNA from Sinocyclocheilus grahami, 2606 nucleotides. RefSeq lists its product as uncharacterized. Gene Ontology annotation, molecular function: protein binding. The coding region runs from base 10 to 2394 and encodes 794 amino acids. The record is from RefSeq and is a predicted model, not a curated record. The transcript is spliced from 8 exons. Gene Ontology annotation, cellular component: apical plasma membrane; cell cortex; nucleus. Gene Ontology annotation, biological process: establishment or maintenance of cell polarity; regulation of cellular localization; centrosome cycle. Lineage: Eukaryota; Metazoa; Chordata; Actinopteri; Cypriniformes; Cyprinidae.
UUGUAGCGAAUGGCCAUAGCGGACUCAUUGAAAUUAUAUAACACAUACCAAAUGGGGUUGAGUUCAUUAUUCAACAACAGUAUGUGUUUUUGUACAGAUUUACCUCCCUACAAAGUAGGUGAAUGGGACUCAGCAAUCAUCACAAAGGACCCUGUGUUUAACUAUAGACCGCUGAUCUCCACUGCUGAAGUAACUCUUAGUCCACGUCAUGAACAAGCAAAGCGUCUGUUGGAAAGAGCUCGAUUCAAAGCACGUUCUCAAAACCCUAAGAGUGAAACCCCCACCUGCCUUGGUCAAAGAGAGGGCCUGGGUCAUAUGAGUAGUGUGUCAUCUACACUGCACAGUGCUGUUCUUGUCACGGCUCAAGAGGAGGUUACUUCACCUCUUCAGUCACCAGAUAUCCGGGGCAGGAACCAUGAACGUGGGGUGCGCUCACGUCGGAAUGGCCAAUCGCCCACGCGAGUACGUUUCGAAGAUGAGUCGGAAAAGGAGGCUGAGCGACGAUACCUGGAGCGGGUGCGUGAACGCGGGCCAGUGGUGGCUGAGAAAUCCCACUCCACCCAACAGCUGAAGGCAGAUCCGGUGUACAACAUCCCAGAGGAAAGCAGGGGGGCAGCAAUAAAUUGGGUAAACGUUGGUAUCCCUGUUGCAAUAUUAACCAAGGAGGGAGAGUGUCUGGCUGCCUUGGUGUCAAAGGACGAUAUGCUCAGGACAUGUGAAGCCUGUGGAAGCAUCUUGGGACCUGCACAGAACAAAGAUUGCCAUUCCCAACUAACACACAGUAUAGUAGAUUCUCAGGAGAAGGCUGCCCCUCAAUGGGUCACCCCUGGCCGAACCAUCCAUCCGACCUUCAUGGAAAGUUUAACUUUCACUGGAGGUGUCAGCCUGGCAGAAAGUGUAGGGCGGGGAGGUGUAGGAGGUGCAGGCGAGAACACGUCAACUUUUGGGAAGCUUCGAAGAAGGAGCAGGAAAGGAGAAAGCAGAGUUGAAAGCGGUAAUGGUCCGUAUGCUCGAAGUCAGGAUCUAUGGACUCAGAGAAGGAACUCCAAAACCAGGUCAAGUCUGGAGGAUAAAACUACUCGCUCUAAAUUGAAGACGCCUGAACAAGGUACUACAGAAACCUCAUCUGACCUUGAGAAUAAGGAUCUCUCUAGCAAUGUCAAGGACUCUCCCCCCCAUCUCCCAAUCAAAUCGGCUCUGAAAUCAAGUUCCAAGAGUCGGCUGACAGGGCAACGGGUGGUCAAGCUAAUGCCCUCAGUUCAAUACCGCCUAAUUCACCUUGACCACAAGCAGGAUGGGAGCUCUCACCACGAAAACAUACUGCCUGAAGAGCACCUCAGUGUCACUCUCAGUGCCUCCCCUCAGGUUCAUCCAAUCACCUCAGGACUGACUUCUUGCAACAAACUAUCCUCUCUCAGGUAUUCCUCGUCUAUGCUGACCACAGACCUCCAGGCUAUAGCAAUAUGGGACUCUGCAGGUGACCUAGUCACAGGUCAUUUGGCAGGUGAGGGUGUCUGCAGAGAACCCAGAAGCACUUGCACAGCACCUGUUCCCUCAGAUUGCCGCCCGGUUUUAAAAGCUAUGGGUACAUCCAAAGCAGAAGACCUGAGGGCAGAACUUCUGAGAGCAGAGCACCGAAAGGCUGAAAUACACUGGGAUGACAGUUUAGUUGUGUCUAGGAGAGCAGGGGAGCGAGAAGGGCGUCCUAAGCUAUCCCUCCGUCGCUUUUUCUCAGCCAUGGGACUGAACAGUAUGGGUAAGCUGGUGAAGGGAAGCCGGUCCAACAGCAUGGAGCACCUGUGUUCCCCCACUGCCCGCUACAGUUCUGCCUCCCCAAGUCCUACACACAAAGGCCUAAUCCCUCUGAAGAGGACCCCCUCUCUCCAGUCUCUCCACACAGAGUCUCCUUUGGCUCAGUUACGUAAAGCAUCUUCUGUCCAGAGUCUACAGUCCCCAAAGAGGAAGUUUGAACGUUCCACUAUUUUAGGAGAGUUUCCACUGCCACUGAGUUUGGCACCAAGGGAGCUUCAGAAGAUAGAGAACAUAGAGGAGUCACUAGAGGAUUCUCGAGGAGCAGGUCCACUAGGGCGGCUGGUGCAGGCCUUUCCUGACGGGACUUUACUGAUAGAACUUUCCAGACCUGCCAACAAUAGACCCUUUGGCUUCGUCAUCUCCAGGGGCAAAGGAAGACCUGGCUCAGGUAUAUACGUGGAACGGGUCGGAGACAGUGCCACGGAGAACAUCUACACUGGACUCCUAGGCGUUGGAGAUGAGAUUCUAGAAGUCAAUGGGGAAAUCGUAGCUGGACUGACCCUGGAUCAGGUUACACGCCUCAUGACCCGUGAUAGCAAAGCCACGAUCCGCAUUCUGCCACAUUCCUGGGUCAAGCGCUGAUGCAAAUUACGGGCAAAAUACGUAAGACGAAGAAAAGAUCAUAAAGGAAAGUUUACAAAGCACUUUUAGACAGUAUUGUUCUUCAGUCCUGGGUUAGGAAAUCUAGAAUGGCUUGUGCAAUGCAUUGUUUACAGAGAAAUAAGAAAUAAAAACAUCUCAAACUUGUGGGUUUUUAAAACACCUGCCACUGGACUUUUUUUUAAAUAAUUGUG